AUGUUGCCCAGUAAGAAGAGAAGAACUGCAGUGACUGAGUUCCCACAACAUCAGGGCAACCUGGAGGAAGAUGACUUAGAUCUUGAGGCAGCCGUUAAACCAGAAUCUGACCAGAGUAAAGACUUGGGGUCAGCGUCACUGUCUUGGGGUGGAAGUCAUGGUAGUGCAGCUGGUCUCGAAGUUGAAUCUGUGCAGGAUGCAGGAAAUCAGCUUGGUGUGGAAGAUCCGUCUUUGAAUUCCAGGGUACUCACCCAGGACACAGAUGCAACAGUUCCAGAAGUGGUUAACGUGGCCAUCUCAAAGGGAAUCACCCUACCUUCCUUGGAGUCUUCCCAGCCCCUUAACAUACACACUGAUAGAGAAAAACUCCAUGCCACCGGCUCAAAGAGAGGGAAGAAAACCACACUCAGGCCCAAGCCAGUUACCCAAGAAGACCGAGGGGAUCAUCUUGUCACCAAGGAGCCUUUUCCAGGAGAGCCUGGUGAAGAAGUCAAGGAAGAGGGAGAGAAACCUCAGAUGCCUUCUGGAGAAGAGAUGCCUUUCUUGCCAUCAGGCAGCCCCUCUGCAAAACUAGGAGCCCCGCCUGGGAAAUCAUCGCAGCCCGAUGUCUGUGCCUCUCCUCCAGGAAAGCCAUGCAGGACUUCAGAUCACCACGCUGAGGAAGAGAUGGAGGAUGAUGGACUCUUUAUUCCAAUGGAAGAGCAAGACACUGAAGAAAGUGAGAAAAGGCAGAAAAAGAAAAAGGGUACCAAGAGGAAACGAGAUGGAAGAGGUCAGGAAGAAGGGGCUUUGGCUUAUGACCCAAAACUGGACGAUAUGCUUGACCGUACCUUAGAGGAUGGCGCCAAACAGCACAAUCUGACAGCAGUCAAUGUGCGAAACAUCCUUCACGAAGUAAUCACAAAUGAACAUGUGGUAGCGAUGAUGAAAGCAGCCAUCAGUGAGACUGAAGAUAUGCCCAUGUUUGAACCCAAAAUGACACGCUCUAAACUUAAGGAAGUGGUGGAGAAAGGAGUGGUAAUUCCAACAUGGAAUAUUUCACCAAUUAAGAAGGCCAAUGAAAUUAAGCCUCCUCAGUUUGUGGAUAUCAACCUCGAAGAAGAUGAUUCCUCAGAUGAAGAGUACCAGCCAGAUGAUGAAGAAGAAGAUGAGACUGCUGAAGAGAGUUUGUUGGAAAGUGAUGUUGAAAGCACUGCUUCGUCUCCACGUGGGGCAAAGAAAUCCAGACUGAGGCAGUCUUCUGAGAUGAAUGAAACAGAUGAAGAGAACGGCAUAUUAUCAGAGGCUGAGAAAAUUGCCACACCUGCCAUCAGGCACAUCAGUGCUGAGGUAGUACCCAUGGGGCCGCCACCCCCACCAAAGCCCAAACAGACCAGAGAUAGUACUUUCAUGGAGAAGUUGCAUGCUGUGGAUGAGGAACUGGCAUCUAGUCCAGUCUGCAUGGAUUCUUUUCAGCCAAUGGAUGACAGUCUCAUUGCGUUCCGAACCCGCUCUAAGAUGCCUCUGACAGAUGUUCCCCUGGGACAACUAGAGGCAGAGCUUCAAGCUCCAGACAUCACCCCAGACAUGUAUGACCACAAUACAGCAGAUGAUGAGGAAUGGAAGUUGUGGCUUGGGGGACUUAUGAAUGAUGAUGUGGGGAAUGAAGAUGAGGCGGAUGAUGAUGAUGAUCCAGAAUACAAUUUCCUGGAAGACCGUGACGAACCAGACACAGAGGAUUUCCGCACCGACCGGGCAGUGAGAAUCACCAAAAAGGAAGUGAAUGGACUGAUGGAAGAGCUGUUUGAAACUUUCCAAGAUGAGAUGGGAUUCCCCAGCAUGGAGGAUGAUGGCCCAGAGGAAGAGGAACGUGUGGCCGAGCCUCGACCUAACUUUAAUACUCCUCAAGCCCUACGGUUUGAAGAACCACUGGCCAACUUGCUAAAUGAGCAACAUCGUACAAUGAAGGAGCUCCUGGAGCAGCUGAAGUUGAGAAAAUCUUCAGCCAAACAGCAGCAGGAAGUAGAAAGGGUGAAGCCCCAGAGCGAGAACGUUCCUCAGACUCUGAUUCUAGACCCAGCUCAGAGGAAGAGGCUCCAGCAGCAGAUGCAGCAGCAUGUUCAGCUCUUGACGCAAAUUCACCUUCUCUCCACCUCCAACCCCAGUCUCAACUCGGAGGCCAGUACUACCAGGAUAUUUCUUGAAGAGCUGGGAACCUUUGCUCAAAGCUCCAUUGCCCUUCACCAGCAGUUCAACUCCAAGUUUCAGACCUUGUUCCAACCCUGUAAUCUGAUGGGAGCCAUGAAGCUCAUUGAAGAUUUCAAAACACAUGUCAGCAUUGAUUGGAGUCCUCGUAAAACUGUCAAGACGGCCUGUAAAUUUCCCUGUUUACCAAAGCAAGUGGCUUGGAUCCUGGCCACAAGCAAGGUUUUCAUGUACCCAGAGCUACUUCCAGUGUGUUCCCUGAAGGCAAAGAAUCCCCAGGAUAAGAAUUCAUUCACCAAGGCUGAGGACAAUUUGCUAGUUCUAGGACUAAAGCACUUUGAAGGGACCGAGUUUCCUAAGCCUCUAAUUAGCAAGUACCUUCUAACUUGCAAGACUGCCCACCAACUGACAGUGAGAAUCAAGAACCGCAGCAUGAACAGAGCUCCUGACAACAUCUUCAAAUUUUAUAAGAAGACCAAACAGCUGCCCAUCUUCGGGAAGUGCUGUGAAGAGAUCCAGCCACACCAGUGGAAGCCGCCUGUAGAGAGGGAAGAACACCGGCUUCCAUUCUGGUUAAAGGCCAGUCUGCCAUCCAUCCAGGAGGAAAUGCAGCACGUAGCCGAUGGUGCCAGAGAGGCAGGAAAUGUGACAGGCCCCACUGAGGUCAAGCCGGACCCAGAUGUAGGAAAAGCCAGCGUGGAGUUGGGAAGUGAGACUCGGUACCCACUGCUGUUGCCUAAGGGUGUAGUCCUGAAACUGAAGCCAGUUGCCAACUGUUUUUCCAGGAAGGGCUGGAGACAGAAGCGGUCAUCAGCCCUGAAGCCCCUCCUUAUUAGACCCAGCCCCUCUCUCCAGCCUACCUCCAGUUCUGGGAAAAUGCCACCCAGAUCAACUCAGUCAGAAGCCCCUCCGAGCAAAAUGGUGGUCCGGAUUCCUCAAACGAUCCAGCCAGCCACGGUCUUACAGACAGUGCCAGCUGUCCCUCAACUGAGGGUCACUGGGGGUGAUAGUUUUGAGUCCUCAACAGUAUUGCCUACUAUAUCCCCUGAGGCCAGGACCAGCUUCCCUUUGUCUGAGCCCCAGACCCUCUUCUCCCCUGCUCCCGUGCCCAAGAUAAUGCUGCCCUCACUUGCCCCUUCUAAGUUCCGAAAGCCGUAUGCGAAACGGAGAGGCCCCAAGAAAAAGGGGACCAAGGCCUCGCUCUGUCUGAAGUCUGUCCCCCUCAUCAACUCUGCACCUGUCAUCUUCACUGUUCCUGCCACCACUGUGAAGGUUGUGAGCCUUGGCAGUGGCUGCAACAUGAUUCAGCCUGUCAAUGCAGCUGUGGCCCAGAGUUCUCAGACCCUUCCCAUCACCACACUCUUGGUUAACCCUACUUCCUUCCCAUGUCCAUUGAACCAGCCCCUUGUAGCCUCCUCCCUCCCACCCUUAAUUGUUUCUGGCAACUCUAUGAAUCUUCCUGUACAGCCCACCUCUGAAGAGAAGGCCCAAGUGAGUAUGGAUGUUGGUUGUCCUUUGGAUGAAGGGAAAAAUGCCUUGCCAGGCCUGGUUCCCAAAGUAGAACCCCAGGACCCACCUCCUCUCUGUGCCUCUGCCUUCCCCAAAAAGGAGCACAGCCCAGGACCUCUGCCCUCAGAUGGGGUGUGCCAGGGUGACUUGUCUGAGAACAGUGCCUAUGUCUGGACUGUUGUGAAAACAGAGGAGGGGAGGCAAGUUGUGGAGCCACUGCCUCCGGGCUUCCAAGAACCUCUAAGCUCUCCUGAAAAUGUAGAGAAGACUGUCAAGAUGGAACCUAAAGAUCCUGGGGAGGAAGUCCCCCGGGCAUCCCCGAAGCACACCGGUUGUGAUGAAGUCAAAGAAGAAUACUCUGUGGAACUGGACACUGGCUUCCCAAGUGAGGAGACAAGCGGUGCAAGAGAAGCAAAGAAACAGACAGUCUUACAAAAGGAGGAGGAGAGGAAUCAACUAGCUAAAACCCCGUCAGCUGCUCAGGAGCCUCCUGAUGGAGGAAUCUCAGGAAGUGGGAGCAAAGAAUCCUCAAAGAAUGCUUCAUCCUCCAUGGACCCUGAAGUGGUGCUCAGCAACCUCCCCGGGAAACCUGAAGACUUACCCAGCAUCGAUGGUCAGUUAGCAGGGACCCCAGCGAGGCCAGAAACGGGAGGAGAGAAGGACGGGCCAGAGGAAGAGGAAGAAGAGGACUUUGAUGACCUUACCCAAGAUGAGGAAGAUGAGAUGUCCUCAGCUUCUGAGGAAUCUGUGCUCUCUGUCCCAGAACUCCAGGAAACAAUGGAGAAACUGACUUGGCUCGCAUCUGAAAGGCGCAUGAGUCAGGAAGGUGAGUCUGAGGAAGAGAACUCUCAGGAAGAGAACUCUGAGCCUGAAGAAGAGGAGGAGGAAGAAGCAGAAGCAGAAGGAAUGGAAAGCCUGCAGAAAGAGGAUGGAAUGGCAGAUGAAGCCAUAGGAGACACUGCUGAGAAACCUCCUGCUACCUUUGCCUCACCUCAAACUGCUCCAGAAGAGACCAGCAGGACCCCACCAGGAGAGAGCAUCAAAGCUGCAGGGAAGGGCCGGAGCAGCCAUCGAGCUCGGAAUAAGAGGGGCAGUCGGGCCCGAGCCAGCAAGGACACGUCCAAACUGCUGUUGCUGUAUGAUGAGAACAUUCUCGAGCGGGAUCCACUCAGAGAGCAGAAGGAUUUGGCCUUUGCUCAGGCUUAUCUGACCAGGGUACGAGAGGCCCUGCAACAUAUCCCUGGCAGGUAUGAGGGCUUCCUUCAGGUUAUCUACGAAUUUGAGUCAAGUACUCAGAGGCAGACAGCGGUGGAUCUCUACAAAAGCCUGAAAACUCUUCUCCAAGACUGGCCUCAGCUGCUGAAGGACUUUGCUGCUUUCCUGUUGCCCGAGCAAGCCCUGGCCUGCGGAUUAUUUGAGGAGCAGCAGGCUUUUGAGAAGAGUCGCAAGUUUCUCCGGCAGCUUGAAAUUUGCUUUGCGGAGAACCCCUCACAUCACCAGAAGAUUAUCAAGGUCCUCCAAGGUUGUGCAGACUGCCUGCCCCAGGAGAUUACUGAGCUCAAGUCGCAGAUGUGGCAUCUCCUCAAGGGCCACGACCACCUGCAGGAUGAGUUCUCCAUCUUUUUUGACCAUCUGCGCCCAGCAGCUAGCCGGAUGGGUGACUUUGAAGAGAUCAAUUGGACGGAAGAGAAGGAAUAUGAGUUUGAUGGCUUUGAAGAGGUGGCGCUGCCUGAUGUGGAAGAGGAAGAGGAACCUCCCAAGAUACCUACAGCUCCAAAGAACAAAAGAAGAAAGGAGAUUGGGGUACAAAAUCACGAUAAGGAGACUGAGUGGCCAGAUGGUGCCAAGGACUGUGCCUGUGCAUGCCACGAAGGAGGUCCUGAUUCCAAACUGAAGAAGAGCAAAAGGAGAAAUUGCAGCCACUGCAGCAGCAAGGUCUAUGACAGCAAAUCCUACAAGAGCAAGGAGCCCCAUGAGUUGGUGGGUGGCAGCCCCCACCGAGAGGCCAGUCCUAUGCCUGUUGCUAAGGAAGCUGGGCAGGGCAAGGAUGUGAUGGAGGAGGAAGCCCCAGAGGAACGAGAAACCAUUGAGGCAACCCAGGGCAGGACUGGCAGGAGUACCCGAAAGGGAGAGGUGCCUAUUUCAGGAUUGGCAGUGGGGAGCACGUUGCUGUCCCCUCAAGAAGUGAUUCUUACAGAACAGCAGCAGCUCCUGGAUGGUCCACCGCCCAGCUCACCAGAGACUCCUCAGCUUCCCUCCAAAGCUGGAGUUGUUCUAGACAACACGGGGAUCGACCAGGUCAAACCGGAGGCUUCCUGCGGCCCAGAGGCAGCCCCCAGGCUUCAGGAUGAGGGGGAGGGCCACCAGGCAGCAGGGGACUCGGAGUCUCCCACACCGGCCUGCGAUGCUUCAGAAACUCAACGUUCUGGAACUCUUGAGCCCCCUGCUUCUUUCCCGAGUCCUGCUUCCUCAAGGACCAGAGACUUAGGGAGACAGGCGUCUGGGGAACCAGAUACUCAAGAGAGCUGGCUGCCCUCAAGCAGAACUGGUGUGAAGACAUCAGACAAGAAGUCCUCAGUCCAUGAAUCUCCAUCAGGAGCUGACACCUCAGAGACUUCUCUCAAAACCCCUAACGGAGGGUUAGCUAAAGACAGUGGAACACAGGUCAAGGUUCCAGAAGGGGAGCAGCAGCCAAAGGCCGCAGAAGUCACCGUUUGUGCGAACAACAGCAAGGUCAGCUCCACCGGGGAAAAGGUGGUCCUGUGGACAAGGGAAGCUGACCGUGUGAUUCUCACCAUGUGCCAAGAACAAGGAGCACAGCCCCAGACUUUCCGAAUCAUCUCCCAGCAGCUAGGAAAUAAGACUCCUACUGAGGUUUCCCACCGUUUCCGAGAGCUCAUGCAGCUCUUCCACACCGCCUGUGAGGCCAGCUCGGAGGACGAAGAUGAUGCAACCAGCACCAGCAACGCAGACCAGCUCUCUGACCACGGGGAUCUUCUCUCUGAGGAGGAGCUGGAUGAGUGA
Pipistrellus nathusii (Nathusius's pipistrelle) is the source of this 6717-nucleotide messenger RNA. Lineage: Eukaryota; Metazoa; Chordata; Mammalia; Chiroptera; Vespertilionidae. The record is from the annotation of a GenBank genome assembly.